AAGUGAUAAGAAAUACUCAUAAUAUGAACUGUUGGGCAACCGGAGAAGAAAGUAAAAAAGACGUUUAAAAUAUAUUUUUUAAAUUCAUUACUUCUCAUUUUUUGUUACAACGUAAACUUUAAUUUACAUGUUGUGUAUUUUAAACUCUAUUUGAUGAAAACAUUUCAUAAUAAUUAUGAAUAAUUAUUGAAUUGUUUUUCUGUACCCACUGGUUUACUAACAAACUUUAAUUUGGUUGCAUAUGAAUUUAUUUGAAUAGGUUCAAGCCUAAACUUAUAAGACAAAAUAUUAAGAUGGAAAAAUCCUUGCAAUUUGAUGUGAUCGCCACCUGCUCUUCUUCAAAAGCUCGUACUAGUUUAAUGAAAUUACCACAUUAUACAGUGGAAACGCCAGUGUUUAUGCCUGUUGGUACCAAAGGAUCAGUUAAAUCUGUUUUACCAGAGCAGUUGGAAGAUAUUAACUGUCAAAUUAUUCUAGGAAACACAUACCACUUGGGAUUACGUCCUGGAGUUGAAUUAUUAAAAAAAGCAAAAGGCCUUCAUAAUUUUAUGGGUUGGAAACGAGCUUUACUUACUGAUUCUGGAGGCUUUCAAAUGGUCUCAUUGUUACAUAUGGCUGAAAUUGAUGAACAGGGUGUUAGUUUUGAAUCACCUUAUGACGGUACACAAAGCUUGUUAACUCCUGAGAAGUCUAUUCAAAUACAGAAUGCAAUUGGUGCAGAUAUAAUAAUGCAGUUAGAUGAUGUCGUACCUACUACUUCAAAAGACAGCGAAAGAAUGGAAGAAGCUACAUACAGGACUACACGUUGGUUAGAUCGUUGUUUAAGUGCUCACGAAAGACCUAAUGAACAGAAUAUAUUUCCAAUUGUUCAAGGGGGUCUUGUUGAUGAUCUAAGAAGGUUAAGUGCCAAUUUACAUUUGGAAAGAAAAGUGAACGGUUAUGCUAUAGGUGGUCUCGUUGGUGGGGAAGAAAAAAAAGAUUUUUGGAGAAUGGUUCUUCUAUCUACUAAUAUACUACCUUGUGAUAAACCUAAGUAUGUAAUGGGAGUUGGAUUUGCAGUGGAUUUAGUAAUUUGUUGCGCUUUAGGAGCAGACAUGUUUGACUGUGUAUUUCCGACAAGAACAGCUCGGUUUGGUUGUGCUUUAAUUUCAAGUGGUCAAAUUAGUUUAAGACAAAAAAAGUUCAGAAUGGAUUUUGGACCAAUUGAAAAAAAUUGUUGCUGUUCAACCUGUAAGACAUAUACUCGAUCAUAUCUACAUCAGAUUGUCAGUACAGAAGCUGUUUCUUGCAGUUUAUUAUCGGUACAUAAUCUUAAUUAUCAAAUGCAAUUGAUGAAAGGUAUUAGAGAAAGUAUCAAGGUAAACAAAUUUCCAGAAUUUGUCCAGGAAUUUAUGACAAAUAUGUAUCCAGAUAAGAAUUUUCCACAGUGGUGUCUUGAUGCACUUCAGUCAGUGAAUAUAGAAUUGAAAUAAAAUGUAUGUCUUAAGCAAAAAGUUCUGCAAAUUUUACAAUAUUGUUUGAACUUUAAGUUCAUAAUUUUCAUUGUUUGAAAAUUAACAA
Myzus persicae (green peach aphid) is the source of this 1560-nucleotide messenger RNA. RefSeq names its product queuine tRNA-ribosyltransferase catalytic subunit (gene Tgt). The record is from RefSeq and is a predicted model, not a curated record. Bases 294 to 1472 code for a protein of 392 amino acids. The transcript has 2 exons. Gene Ontology annotation, molecular function: tRNA-guanosine(34) queuine transglycosylase activity. Gene Ontology annotation, cellular component: cytosol. NCBI's taxonomy places the organism in Eukaryota, Metazoa, Arthropoda, Insecta, Hemiptera, Aphididae.